Messenger RNA from Aspergillus costaricaensis CBS 115574, 924 nucleotides. RefSeq lists its product as uncharacterized. Lineage: Eukaryota; Fungi; Ascomycota; Eurotiomycetes; Eurotiales; Aspergillaceae. The record is from RefSeq and is a predicted model, not a curated record. Bases 1 to 924 code for a protein of 307 amino acids. The transcript has 3 exons.
AUGACGGAGGAGCGAUCAUGGGCUCAACAAACCGUCGAUAGGUUCUUCGAGAUUCGUCAAUCUCCGACCCAGUUAGACUGCGAUGACUACGCUCGUAGGAUCACAGGUGCUCCUACUGUUCAAGAAGUUACCAUUCCGGGCUCGCUGAGCUACACAAUUCUUUGCAAAGGUAACUCAGAUGGGCGACCUGAUACGAUCGUGUCUUUUCGACAACCAGGGUCUUCCUUGGACCAAACAGUGAUUGAGCUGGCAAGAUUUAUCCACGGCGAUCUGGUACCAGAAGCUACUUGUCACGGCAAAAUGCCAGGUUCAGAUCCACCUUUGCUCGUUUAUACGAUGGCCUGUUUAUCAGGUAGUCCUUGCAUACAGUUAUUCGGCACCGAAACUGAGUUGAGCCCCAAAGAGGAAGCCAGAUACAUGUGUUUUGUCAAACAUCUAGCCAGAUACUUCGCUCGGUGUUGGUUAAAUCCACAACCAGUAGAUCCUACGGUGUCGGCAAGCUAUAGGGACGCAAUCUAUCGCCGGGUUGAGAAAAUAAGAAAUCUUCCAAAUCUGUUCAGUCAAGUAUAUGUGCAAGUCCUGACACACAACGACCUGUCCCAAACAAACAAUCUGAUCAGCGAGGAUAACUUUGAAAUUACUGGUAUUGUCGAUUUGUCAUUGGCUAAAGCACUGCCGUUUGGCAUGGAACUGGACACUCUGCUACUAUUCACUGGUUACAUGGAUCUCAGCGGCUGGCACAAUUAUACGUGCCGUGAACGCAUGAUUAGUUACUUUUGGGAUGAAUUCUGGGCUCACAGUCGUGUUUUUGAUGAUGUACGUCAGCACGAGAUUCGUACCAUGGCGAUGCAAGCCACCAAGAUCGGCGCAGUGCUGCGCUACGCAUUCCAGCGUAACACGAUGGUUCCCCAUCCGAGGAAUUAA